AUGACGUCCCCGAUUGCCGUAGUUGGUAUGGCAUGCCGCCUACCUGAUGAUGUCUCGUCCCCGGAGGAGCUUUGGAAGGUGAUUUUAGAAAAACGAGACACCUGCUCCGAGCCGGUCGACAGAUGGAACCCCGGUGGCUUCCACGAUCCCGGGGGGAGCAAGGCUCAUUCAACGGCGUCCAGAAAAGCGCAUUACAUGACCAGGGACGUCAUGGCUUUUGACGCGGCGUUUUUCAACAUCAACGCCGUCGAGGCGUUGUCGAUGACUCCCGAGCAGCGCAUUGUGAUGGAGGUUACCUACGAGGCUCUGGAAAGCGCCGGUCUGACUUUAGAUGACGUUGCCGAUUCCAGAACCGGCUGUUAUAUCGGGACCGGUGGAACCGAAUACCGCCCUAUAAUCGACAUGGACACGGAGAUAGCCCCCCGCUACAGCGCCAUCGGCUUGGCCCAUGAGAUGCCCGCAAACCGCGUGUCCUGGUUUUAUAAUCUGAAGGGCCCAAGUCUGACGCUCUCGACAGCGUGCAGCUCCAGCAUUACAGCAAUUCAUACGGCGUGCCAAGGACUGAUUUUGGGGGAGACAGACAUGGCUGUGGCAGGGGGUGUAAACAUGAUCCUGAACCCAACCAUGCUGGUUUACCUCAACAUGAUGGGUAUGACCUCGCCAGAGGGCCAUUGCAAAUCGUUCGACGCGUCCGCCGAUGGGUACAGCCGUGGUGAGGGCUGUGGCAUCGUGAUACUCAAGCGGCUCGACGACGCCAUCAGAGACAACGACCCCAUCCGCGCCGUCAUCCGCGGAACCGGCGUCAACUCGGACGGGUAUACCCAGGGCUUCACCAUGCCCAGCGCGGAGUUCCAGGCUGCACUAAUCAGGGAGGUGUACCGGAAGGCGGACCUGGAUAUGGCCGACACGCAACUUGUCGAGUGCCAUGGCACCGGCACCAAGGUGGGCGACCCGAUAGAAACCAAGGCGAUUUACGAGACGUUGGGCCGAAAGAAGAGUCACGCGCAGCCACUUGUUAUAGGGAGCGUGAAGCCCAAUAUUGGACACCUGGAAGCCGCAUCGGGCGUUGCGUCACUUAUCAAAUCGAUAUUGGCCCUGGAGAAGGGCCAAAUCCCUCCGCAGGCUUUCUUCACCACCCCGAACCCGUCGAUUCCCUUGUCGGAGUGGAACCUAAAAGUGCCAACGACGCUGAUGCCUUGGCCAAGCACAAAAGGCGGCCGCAGGCGGGUAAGCAUCAACAACUUUGGCGUUGGCGGGACGAAUACGCAUGCCAUUCUCGAGAGUGCGCCCCCGCGCGGCAUCCAAGCCCCCGCGGCCAAGAAGAAGCGACUCUUCGUGCUGAGCAGCCAGGACCGCAACGGCAUGGUGCGGGUGGCCCAAUCCCUGGCUGGCUACCUGGGCAAACACGCCGCCGCCGCCGCCGGUAGCUCGGCUGCGCAUGAGGCCAGUCUUGCGUAUACCCUUGGGUCCAAACGGUCGCGUCUGCCGUGGAAAACCUUUUGCGUUGCCAGUGGAUCAACCGAUCUGCGGUCUGGCCUCCUCGCGGUGACGGGCGACGAGGCCAUCAGGUCCAGCGCCACGGGACGGAUCGGGUUUGUCUUCACGGGCCAGGGGGCCCAAUGGCCAAAGAUGGGUCUCAGAUUACUCGAAUUUGACGUGUUCAGACGCACCUUGGAGAAAUGCCAGGAGUACCUGAACGAGCUGGGCUGCUCUUGGGACGCCGCAGAGGAACUGGGCAAGCCGACGGAAACCAGCCUGGUCACAAGGCCCGAAAUGAGCCAGCCACUGUGCACGAUACUGCAGCUCGGCAUCGUCGACCUCCUGGACUCGUGGAACAUCUCGCCCACCAGAGUGGUGGGUCAUUCGAGCGGCGAGAUAGCAGCGGCGUACUGUGCCGGCUUCAUCACGGCGCGAGAGGCCGUUGAAGUGGCCUACCGACGUGGCGAGCUGUCCGCCGCGCUCACCAGUGGCACACAUAAAGAGAAUGCCGAGGGGGGGGGCAUGCUCGCGGUUGGCUGUUCGCGCGAGAAGGCCGAGAGGUUGAUCGCAGAGGUAACCACAGGCUAUCUUACUGUUGCGUGCGUGAAUUCGCCGUCCAACGUCACGAUAUCAGGCGACGUGGCUGCUAUCGAAGAACUACACAACAUGCUCAAAAAGACGUCCAUGUUUGUCGCCCGUCUCAAGGUCGAGGUCGCCUACCACUCGGAACACAUGCAGGCCAUCUAUCCCGACUAUGUCCGGUCUAUUUCGCACAUCCGUCCGUCCGGCACAGGCAGGGAACAUGUAACCAUGGUCUCGAGCGUGGUCGCCGCAGAGUUGGACGCCCAGGCUGUGAACGGCUUCUAUUGGGGCCGCAACCUGGUCUCGCCCGUCUUGUUUUCCGACGCGCUGGCGGAGUUGGUCAAGCCGGCCGACGGCGGCCCGGCCUCCUCGGUGGACCUGCUGGUCGAGAUCGGACCGCACGGCGCGCUCAAGUCGAGCGUCCAGGAGAUCCUCGCGGACAAGAACGUCAAGGACGUUGCGUACAUGUCAAGCUUGUCCCGCGGCAAGGAUGACCAGGCCUCUUUGUUAAGCCUGGCCGGUAACUUGUUUACGUUUGGGGCUGCCAUCGACAUUUCCAGAGUCAAUAACGACGGAGAACCCGUGCCCCUCCUCACCGACCUGCCGCCGUACCCCUGGCAGCAUUCCAAACGCUUCGACGCCGACACCCGCAUACAUCGUGAGUACGCCAUGCGACCCUAUCCGGCGUCCAACUUGCUGGGCGCACCGAUGCCUUCGGUUGGACCAAAGGAACACGUCUGGCGUGGUUACCUCCGCGUAGACGAAGAAAGGUGGGCGAGCGACCACAAGCUCUCUGGUAUGGUCUUGUACCCUGCCGCCGGAUUCGUGGCCAUGGCCUUGGAGGGCGCUCGCAGACUGGCUGAUGCUGGCCGCAAGAUACGUGUCCUCAAGCUACGCGAUGUGGUCUUCGGCCGGGUCGCCAUUGUUGGCCAAGAGACGCCAACCGAGUUUGUCCUGCACAUCCGGCCACCCAUGCUCGGCGGCAACUCGGCGGCGGCUUCGGGCACGACUGGGUGGCUCGAGUUCAGGAUUUCAUCUUCCGAAGGGCCCGACAUUGCAUUACGGGAGAACUGCCACGGCCUCGUACGCAUCGAGUAUUACGCAGGCACCGACACCGAUCACACAUAUGAACAAGAGGCAACGGACCGGGAGGAGAAGGCCAUCUUCGCAUCUUCCCUGGCCGCGUACGAAGCCGCGGUGGCCGCUUGCCAGUAUAAGCUGCCGGUCGACGACUUCUACCGGGACGCCGCCGAAGCCGGUUUCCAGUUCGGCCCGUCCUUCAAAAACCUGACCGAUAUACACUUCCGUCCUGGCGAAACUGUUUUCGAGAUGCACAUCGCCAACCCGGGUAACACCCCUGGCACAGGACAGCCCGGGAACCGGCCACACCUAAUUCAUCCCACGACCCUGGACACGAUAUUGCAGACCCCGAUCGCGGCCUCGUACCGAGGUAGACGCCUGCCCGUCUCUGAACUGAUGAUCCCCACGUCCAUUCAAGAGCUCGAGGUCUCUCCCGAUUUACCCUUCGACGCCGGGACGCCCUUGAAGGGCUUUACCACGUUCAAACCCCACAGGCGUGAUGAGCUGCACACGACGAUGGACGUGUUCGACGAGGGAUUAUCGCAGCCCUAUGUCAGAAUCCGUGGUUAUCGAUGUAUGAUCCAGGAGGGUGUUGCCAUCAACACCACCACCAGCGAUGGUAAUGCUUCCGAUACGAAGCCUGGAUUGUGUUACUCGACGCGGUGGAAAACCUCCUUUAACCUCCUUCAUACAGAGAGCGAGCUCACGAGAGCGGUCGCAAGUGCGGGCCAGACAGCCAACGACAAGCUGGUGGAGAUUGCGAGCAUGAUCCUUCACGAGUCUCCCAACACCACUGUUCUGGAGGUCCUGACCGCAAAGGACGGAAGCGGUACAAUAAUGUCCAGGGUUGUCCCGUCGUGCCGGCCGCAGCAGACAAAGUACGGUGCUCUCGCCGGAUCGCCCAUCCCUGCUGUCGUGGACGGAGAGGUCCUAGAUCUGAAGUUUGGCGAGGCCGUGGCCCCAGAGGCCCGUUUUGAUCUCGUCAUCUUGGGUCAGGACUACCGCGAAAGUCCCGACGUCCAAAACGGCUUGCAUCAUCUUUUUGACCAUGUAAAGCAAGGCGGCCGCCUUAUUUGUGGCUUUGACUACGACCAGUUAGGCGGUCCAGCGCCCAAAAGCUCCCAGGCUCGCGUCCUGGGACGUGGCAGCGACUCCUCUGUCACCAUCUUUUCUGCCCCGACAUUGGCCAGCGAGCAGCACGUUCCCGACGCCGACGAUGGAGAUGCCGCCUCCGUCAUGGAAAAGGUGCUUGUCCUCCAGCCACCAGCGCCAACCGCGGCUGUUCAGUCCUUGUCAAACGAGCUGGUCGACAUCCUUCAAAGUCAGGGACUCCAGGCUGAUACCGUUACCUGGACGGAACUGGCCUCGGCAGUAUCUGCGAAUCACGUCGUCGUCAGCUUGCUCGAAUUAGACAAGCCAUUCAUGGAAAACCUGUCCAGUUCGGAUUAUCGCCUUGUCCAAGACCUGAUAAUCAAGUCGACCACUCUUCUCAGCCCGUCUGGUUUCAUCAUUGACGGCGCCAUGCGCGUUGCUAGACGUGAACUCGGCAACUACAAACUCAAGAUUUUGCACCUGUCUUCGCUCAAACACGGGGCUUCCCUCGCGGCCAAAGUCUUGGCCAGUGCCCAACCGGAAACCGAGUUCCUUGAAGAUGGCAAUGGUCUACUCCAAGUCGGUCGGGACCGUCAACUCAACACCGAGAUUGCAUCGUACGCAGGGACCGGCACCCACAUGGACUGUGGAUUCCCCGUCACCCUCGACGUCUCUAAGCCUGGAGUUGCCGAUUCUCUGCACUUCAGGCCAAGAGAGAAACAGCCUCAACUUGGAGAGAAUGAGGUCGAGAUCUCUAUAAAAGCAUCUGGAGUGAAUUGCCGGAAUGUCGUGAUUUCAUUAGGUCUAACCGUUGGUUUUCAGCCCGGAUACGAAGGUGCAGGCGUUGUCCUAAGGACAGGAAGCAGAGUUACCAGCGUUAAAUCUGGCGACCGCGUCAGCGCACACAUUCUUGGUUCCUCCCACACCACCGUGGCCCGCACGCUCGACGUCAUGUGCGCCAAGAUGCCCGAUAACAUGUCCUUUGACGAGGGCGCAGCGCUACCUGUGGCCUUCACAAUUGCCUACCACGCGCUUGUGGACGUCGCUAGGCUGCGCCCGAAGCAAUCGGUGCUCAUUCAUGCCGCAGCAGGUGGUGUUGGGCAGGCUGCCAUCCAGAUAGCACGGCAUCUAGACCUCACCUUGUACGUGACGGUUGGAUCGGAUGACAAGAAAGCCCAUGUUAUGAAAGAGUACGGCUUACUGGAGGACCACGUCUUCGACUCGCGUGGCGAAAGCUUUGCCCUGGGUGUCCAACGCAUCACGGGUGGCCGCGGAGUUGACUGUGUGUUGAACUCUCUCUCGGGCGAACUCCUCCGUCAGUCACUGUCCUGCCUCGCGCCUCUUGGCACAUUCGUCGACUUGGGCAGUCACGACAUCAGCGAGAACACCAGUCUUGGCAUGUCACCCCCCGUUACUUCUGGGACCACCUUCAGCCGCCUGAACCUCGACUUGCUGUUCAAUAACCCCGACCUUAUGGCGGAAACUUGGCGCAAGGCCUUCGACCUGAUCCGAAACGGGGUGGCGCAUGCUCCAACGCCGUUGGUGGUAAACCCCAUCCACAAGGUCCAAGACGCCCUCCGGCUCGUCCAAAGCGGCAAACACUACGGCAAGGUUGUGCUAUCUUUUGAGCAAGAUGGCCAAGUGCCGGUGAUGCGGGGCCCUGAAGCUGGAGCUGCCCUGCAACUCGACUCGUCUGGCACGUAUUUGCUGGUUGGUGGCCUGGGAGGUCUGGGCCGGUCCCUGGCGCAGAUGCUUGUGGAUUGUGGUGCUCGCAAUAUAGCCUUCAUCUCACGUUCCGGAGCCGUGUCGCCGUCCGCCAAAGCUGUUGUCGAAUCGCUCUCCUCACGGCCUGGAGUGAGCGUCAAGGCCUACGCCGCCGACGCUACCAACAAGAAGUCGCUUGACGCCGCCCUGGAGAGCUGUAGGAGUGAGCUGCCAGCAAUCAAAGGCGUCGUACAAAUGGCCAUGGUUCUCCGCGACGCCGUGUUUGAAAACAUGAGCUUCGACCAGUGGACGGGAGCAACUGGGCCAAAAAUUGAAGGGACUCGGAACCUACACGAGUGUUUUGGCCCAGCCCACCACCCCCUGGACUUUUUUAUAAUGUGCUCGUCCUUGUCCGGCGUCAUCGGCAACCGCGGCCAGGCCAACUACGCAGCCGGGAACACUUACCAGGAUGCCCUGGCGUUCCACCGUCGAUCCCAUGGCUUGAGAGCCUGUGCCGUGGACCUGGGAAUUAUGCGCGACGUGGGUGUACUGGCCGAGACUGGAACGGCUGGUGAUUUGACUGGUUGGGAAGAACUCCUUGGUAUCAGAGAGACCACGUUCCAUGCGCUCAUGAAAACUAUCAUCAACAAGGAGCAGCAACAACGCUUAGAUGGCAACCAGGCGUUGAGUUCCCCCGCUCAGGUAACCGUCGGCCUGGCCACCGCCCGCGUUUUCCAAGCAGCCGGGCUUAACCUGCCGGACUGGCUGACUGAAGACGCGCGCUUCGGCCACCUAUCAGCUAUUCGCUAUGAUACGGAUACUGCCGCGGACAAGGACAACACAGACGUGGCCAAAGAAACAAUCGCCUCGUUGCCGGCGAAACUCGCGACCUGCAAAACCCUCGACGAGGCCUUGGAUGCAAUGGUCGGCGGGCUGAUUGAGAGGGUUGCCGGCAUUGUAUCGAUUCCCGUUUCCGAGGUCGAUUCCAACAGGCCCAUGUACAAGUACGGAGUUGACUCCCUGGUGGCAAUGGAGAUCAGGAACUGGAUCCAACGGGAUAUCAAAGCAGACAUUUCCCUUUUCGAUGUUUUAGAGGCGGUACCUCUAACCAAGUUCGCAGAAAAGGUGGUUUCAAGGACUAAGCUUUGUAAGAUUUAAUUCUAAGGUGAUGACGAAAAAGGAUUCGUAGUGGGAAAUAUACAGUGCCUAAACUGCAGGUAUUACGCU
Molecule: messenger RNA, 7164 nt
Organism: Colletotrichum navitas
Lineage: Eukaryota; Fungi; Ascomycota; Sordariomycetes; Glomerellales; Glomerellaceae
Product: beta-ketoacyl synthase domain-containing protein
Exons: 10
Coding region: 1-7095 (2364 amino acids)
Biological process (GO): secondary metabolite biosynthetic process; fatty acid biosynthetic process
Molecular function (GO): fatty acid synthase activity; phosphopantetheine binding; 3-oxoacyl-[acyl-carrier-protein] synthase activity
Source: RefSeq, a predicted model, not a curated record